Molecule: messenger RNA, 1529 nt
Organism: Helianthus annuus (common sunflower)
Lineage: Eukaryota; Viridiplantae; Streptophyta; Magnoliopsida; Asterales; Asteraceae
Product: serine/threonine-protein kinase D6PKL2
Exons: 2
Coding region: 98-1420 (440 amino acids)
Biological process (GO): protein phosphorylation
Cellular component (GO): cytoplasm; nucleus; plasma membrane
Molecular function (GO): protein serine/threonine kinase activity; ATP binding
Source: RefSeq, a predicted model, not a curated record
CCCACGCCGGCCGAACGUUCAUUUCACAACCAUCAUCAUUCAUAAAUUCUAACAAACCUUCUUACAUUAUUAUACAAACAACCCUCAAACCAUCACCAUGCAAACAAGCAUGAAUUCAAGUAUGAAUGACGCGAGCCUUAGUGCUCGGAGUCUCAACUCCACCACUACGGAUCAGUUAAAGCUUUCAGAAAGCUCAAGAAGCGAAUCUCCAACCGCUUUAAGUGGUUCCUUGUCUUCCUCUAACCGUGCACUGCCACUACCGGCCCCCACCAAGGGUGAGAUACGCGAGCUGGUGAGGGCCGGUGGUGGGACACUGAGUUUAGAAGAACUGAGAUUUGUGCACAAGUUAGGGAGUGGGGAUAUUGGGAGUGUGUACUUGGUGGAGCUAAAAUGCGCUGAGGGGUGUAUGUUAGCUGCGAAGGUGAUGGAUAAGGAAGAGUUGAUGAGUAGGGAUAAAGAGAGCCGGGCGAGGGUAGAAUUGGAAAUACUAGAAAUGUUGGAUCACCCGUUUUUGCCGUCGCUUUAUGGUAGUUUGGAUGUCGACCGGUGGUCUUGUUUGUUGACGGAGUUUUGUCCCGGUGGUGAUUUGCAUAUUCUCCGGCAACGGCAACCCGAACGGAGGUUUGAUGAAGCUGCUGUUCGGUUUUAUGCAUCAGAAGUUGUGGUUGCCCUAGAAUACCUUCACAUGAUGGGGAUAAUCUAUAGAGAUCUAAAACCCGAAAACGUUCUUGUCCGAUCGGGCGGUCAUAUAAUGCUUACCGACUUCGAUUUAUGCCUAAGAUGCAACGAUACCACAAGCCCGAAACUUGUUCAAGGUCAAGAGCUAGCCAUAACUAGUCCAUUAGUGUCCAAGGGUUCAUUGUCCUCAUGCAUCCUUCCUGGUUGCAUCAAGCCAAAGCUCUCUUGUUUCCACCCCAAACGGAAACGAAAAACACGACCCACUAAACGUCCACCCUUCGACAUAGUGGCAGAGCCGGUGGAGGCUCGGUCUAUGUCAUUUGUUGGUACCCAUGAGUAUUUGGCACCCGAGGUCGUAUCUGGUGAAGGGCAUGGCAAUGCAGUGGAUUGGUGGACUCUAGGGAUAUUUGUGUAUGAGUUGUUUUAUGGUGUGACACCAUUUAGGGGUAGUGAUAAUGAGUUCACCCUAACAAGCAUUUUGGCUAGAGGGAUUCAGUUUCCUAAAGAACCGGUGUCGUCUGCGGCUAUGAAGGAUUUGAUCACAAAACUCUUGAUCAAGGACCCGGCUAAGCGAAUAGGGUCCAUGAAGGGCGCACCAUCGAUCAAGCACCACCCGUUUUUUGAUGGUGUAAAUUGGGCGCUUCUACGAGGGGCUUCACCACCAUAUGUUCCUAAACCGGUCUCUUUUCAAGAUUUUGUUGCACAAAAUGAUCAUUGUGAUGAUCAUAUUGAUUAUUAUUAGUCAUAAAGACUACAAAAUUUGUUGUUUUAUAUGCCCUUUUGUGUUUUGUUUUUUUGGUUAUUUGACAUGUAAAACAUGUAUUAAUUCAUAAAUUGCUUUGUUUUGAUGA